Lactuca sativa (garden lettuce) is the source of this 1605-nucleotide messenger RNA. The record is from RefSeq and is a predicted model, not a curated record. NCBI's taxonomy places the organism in Eukaryota, Viridiplantae, Streptophyta, Magnoliopsida, Asterales, Asteraceae.
UGUAGAUGGGUAUGAAAGAUGGAUGAUGAAAGCUGCAAACAAUGGUGCAGCUGCUUUUGGUGAAGUUGAAAGGCCUGAUGACAAGGAAGGUGGUGGUGGUGGAGGUGGUGGCAGAGGGCGUAAAAACAAUAAUGCAGAUGAUGAUGAAGGGAAUGUGUCAUAUAGAGGAGAAGAAGAUGAGGAUGAAGAGUUUGCAAGGAAAAAUAGACUUGGACUUAAUAAAAGAGGGGGUGAUGAUGAUGAGGAAUGCCCUAGAGGUGUUGAUCUUGAUUUUGAUGAUGAUGAUAUUGAGAAAGGUGAUGAGUGGGAGCAUGAGGAGAUUUUCACAGAUGAUGAUGAAGCAGUUGGUAAUGAUCCUGAAGAGCGUGAAGACUUAUUAGCCCCUGAAAUCCCUGCUCCUCCUGAAAUCAAACAGAUGAAGGCGAUGAGGUUACAAAGGCCGCUGUGAUGGACUCCUUCAAUUUCCAUUUCUACCCCUUGUGGCUACUUCAACACUUGACCAAAUGAAGGUUUCAAGAGGCCCAUAAAUCGAUCGGUUUCUUCUUCAAUCUGAUAUUGAAAACACCAAAGACGUGUUAUGCAUAUAUUCACGUGCACAGAAGUUGAUAAGCCUUUGUGGGUGGGAGCCAAGGUGGCUUCCAAAUAUUCAAGAUUGCGAAGAACAUUCUGCUCAAUCAGCUAAAAAUGGUGUUUCUUUUAAUCCUAGUAAACAUCAUAACCCUAAUAAGAAAACAAUAUCCAAAGAUUCUUCAAAGAAGGAAACUAGAUCCCCCUUAUUGGAUUGCAGUUUAUGUGGGGCCACAGUAAGAAUCUUGGAUUUCAUUCAUGUAAAUCGUCCUUCCCGUUUUUCCCCCAACAACAUCGAUGUCCCUGAAGCAAGUAAAAAUAUUGUAAUCACACAUGGAAUAAGUGCAGCAACUGGAAUCAAUGGAUGGGUUGAAGCUGAACAACAAACAGAAGACAUUGAUGAAGCUGCAACUACAUGAAUGGAUUUAAAUCUUACAAUGGGAAUUGGAUUGUCUCAAAAAAGACCUGUAUCUGACUUAUACCAAGACCCAAAUCUCGGUCAGGCUGCAGGCAGUGAGGUCGGGGGUCGGGCAGCUUCGUAUGAAUUUUGGGGCCCAAACAAAAGAAAUGUAUAUGAAGGUGGGAGUACAGUGGAUAGGCCACAGGGGAUUAUCCCCCAUACAAAUUACAUUGAAGGUGUUGUCAUUAACCGAUAUGCUGAUGAAGUCAACGAUAGUAAACGGGCAUGUGGGUCCAGGUCUUACAAAUGGGACUACUCAUCUGGUGCGGGUCCCAGUCGGGUUUCAUAUUUUGAUAUUGACAUAAAUGCCCUACCUCAUUCCACUAAAGAUUCAGCAAAAGCUUCAUCUGUUAUAGCAAUGGACACUUUUUUGUCACAGUGAUGAUGAUAAUGAUUCAAUGGAGAGUGUUGAAAAUCAUCCUGGAUAUGUAGGAGGAGAUGAGGUUAAUUACCCUUCGGUGUCUGGUGUUAAAAGCCCGGAUAACCAGGGGAAAAAUAGGACAAAUGAUGAAGAGGUUUUGAAUCUUAUGGGUCAUGGAAAAGACGGUUUUACCCUUGCGAUUAGUGGAGGAGGAAGU